Messenger RNA from Ficedula albicollis (Collared flycatcher), 989 nucleotides. It is a transcript of the gene MRM1, whose product is annotated as mitochondrial rRNA methyltransferase 1. The transcript is spliced from 5 exons. Gene Ontology annotation, molecular function: RNA methyltransferase activity; RNA binding. Lineage: Eukaryota; Metazoa; Chordata; Aves; Passeriformes; Muscicapidae. Gene Ontology annotation, biological process: rRNA methylation. The record is from RefSeq and is a predicted model, not a curated record. The annotation marks the transcript as partial. Gene Ontology annotation, cellular component: mitochondrion.
CCCCGGCUGGCGCUGGAGCGCAUCCAGGAUCCCAUGAACCUGGGGGCACUGCUGCGCUCCGCCUACUUCCUGGGGGUGGACAGAGUGGUGGCGACCCGCAGCAACAGCUGCCCCUUGACUCCCAUAGUGAGCAAAGCCAGUGCUGGAGCCAUGGAGGUCUUCGAUGUGUACAGCACAGAUGAUCUGCAGGGCUUUUUGAAGGCUAAAAGUGCAGAAGGCUGGGAAGUGGUGGGAACAGUCAGCAGGCCUGAGGAUGUGGAAGAUGUUCCUGUCAUCAGCUGCUCGGAAUUCCGGUGGGACAAACCCCUUAUUGUGGUGAUAGGCAGUGAAGGGGAGGGGCUGUCCCUGGAGACUCGGCUGCAGUGCCAGAGGAUGCUGGCCAUCCCCCCGGGCAGGGCGCUGCACCCCGCCAUCGACUCCCUCAACGUCUCCGUGGCUGCAGGUAUCCUCCUGCACUCCAUCUGCAGCCAGAAACGGAGGCAUGGAGAUUGAAAUCCUCUUUAUUUGGUGGAGGAAGCUGCUCGGUGUGGAUAUGGAAAUGCUCUUCCCAGGGUCUCAUCCAUCCUUGUGGGUUCCAGGGAGAGCCUCAGUGGCCUGAGCUGCAUUUUGGCUGCUGCAGAAGCCACCAGAUCCCUGCCUUAACAGCAAAGGCAGACACCUGAUGUUGUAGGUAACCCCUGGGAGGAGCAGCUGUGGGAAGGCACACAGGUCUGGGAACAGCCAGUUUUGGCAGGAAAACACUCAGGGAUGGCUACCAGCACCGUGGGGACUUUGUGCAUCACUCAAACCAUGGGGACAACUUGGGCUGUGGUGAAAGUGCCACUGAAAGUGCCCUGGGCAGCAGCUGCGAGUGCCAGCUGUGCUUGGGAGCCCUUGAGCUGGUUUUUCUGUAUUGGGUUGUAAACCAGGUGUGCAGCCCUGCCAAGGGCUGGCAAACAGCUGGAGUGGGGGGAGCCCGUGGAAAUAAAGCUUUUGUAAAGAUUGGUUGU